CAACAGUGCUGUUUGCUAACAAGAUCACAUCCGCUCCUGUUGCUGUAUAUAAGUAAAGCUCAACAGUCAGAGCAGCACAAAACAACCUCCUCGACCAUCUGUGAGACAGUCUGCUGAAGUUGAACUUGAAGGUCCGAUCACUGUAACCAUGCUGAAGGAAGUCUUUGUGCUGGGAUGCCUCCUGAGCAUCAUUCUGGCUACUCCUGACAUGGAGCACAAACGAUUUGCUCGGUCUGACUCUGGCUCUAGCUCUGACUCUGGCUCAAAUUCUGGAGAGACUACUACCACUACAGCUGCCACUACCACUGCCGCUACCGCUGCCACUACCACUGCCCUAAAUCCACAGUCAUUGCAGAUCUUGCAACUACUUCUUCAACUAUUGAAUCCUACGACUACUGCGGCUACUACUACGACUACCACUACAGCUGCUGCUGCUAAUAACACCGGUUAAUGACAUCAAAUUUUGACAUCAGAUCCUGU
Messenger RNA from Centropristis striata (black sea bass), 480 nucleotides. RefSeq names its product spore coat protein SP96-like. The record is from RefSeq and is a predicted model, not a curated record. Lineage: Eukaryota; Metazoa; Chordata; Actinopteri; Perciformes; Serranidae. The coding region runs from base 149 to 451 and encodes 100 amino acids. The transcript has 4 exons.